AAGGUGCCAGGCUAGGGGACUUCAGAUGCUGCUCUUCAGACUGCUCCAACUCUCCCUUACAGACACUUGGUUUUUCCUCUAGUGGGUGAUUUAUUGGUAAGUGGACAACAAUAUAUAAUUACUUCAUGAAUAAUGCACUUAAAACAGCUGAGUAGUAGGCUACCGUCAUAAAUGAACUGUUUAAAAAAUGCUUGUAUUCCAAAGAGCCGAACCGCCAUACCAAAGGUGACUUGAUCAAGCCAUGGUUAGAACAUACCGAGUGGAAAUGUCCUCAAAGACAUACAUCCAUAAUCAUUUAAUUCAAUUAUUCAUUAAUUUAUCCUUCUUAAUAUGGUUUAUAUGCUAUACUUUAUUUAUUAAGUCCUUGUUUGUAUUUGCGCCUGUAUUCACUCUUGUCAUUCAGGUUGUUGCAUCCAUGGUCUUUGGCGAUAUGAAAGAUGACUUGAUUACAUUAUCACCCUAACAGGAUCAUUACCUACUGGUAUAAUGUCACUUACAGAUAGAAUAUCGCCUACUGAUAUAAUGUCACCUACAGAUAUACUGUAAUGUCACCUACAGAUAGAAUAUAAUCUACUGAUAUAAUGUCAUCUACAGAUAUACUGUAAUGUCACCUACAGAUUUAAUGUCACCUACAUAUAGAAUAUCACCGACUGAUAUAAUGUCAUGUACAGAUAGAAUAUCUUCUACUGAUAUAAUGUCACCUACUGAUAUAAUGUCACCUACUGAUAUAAGUGUAAGAAAUUGAGAUCAUCAAUCAAUAAGUAAUCAGUAAUAAAUGAACAAUCAAUUGUUUAAAACAGGAUUUGAAUGUAGUCAUGGAGGCUUAGUCUCUUCUUAACUACACCCGUAUACUUCAGUGAAUGGAACCACCGCACUGAGUUUCUAUGUUAAGUUGUUUAGUUGAAUCAUCAAGGUCAACUCCUUGGUUCCAACAUUGCCACUGGUCCAUGAGGUUUGGAGGAGCCGUGCUCAGAGUGCUCGCUGUAACUGAGAGAUAGUCUCCAGCAGCCUGAGCCCCCAUGCCUGAGGCCUUGAGUCGGAUUGGGUGUUGCAAUUAUUAAUUCAUUGAAUCCUACAUCCAAUGGCAGCUUUACCUUGUAAGAUUUUCAUAACAUUUGAUGUUAUUAUGGACAAUGCAUUAUUUACUUCUUCCUAAUGACUAAUUGACUUACCUUUAACACAUUAACCUUCAACAGAUAAUGCAAUGGCCCUUCCCAAUUGUUGACUUUUUUGCUGUAUAAAAGCAGCCCUUUACUAACAGUAAUCUAUUCACUGCCAAAGCGGCUCGACUUCAGUGUUGCCAUGAAAGCAGCAGUAACCUUAUUGGUGUGUGCUGUAAGCAGUCAGGCCAACUGGCGCCGGCUAUGGGUGAAUGGGACCUGUUAAGUCGCCUGCUGGACCAGGUCCAGACCCACUCCACCGUCAUCGGCAAGGUGUGGCUCACCGUGCUGUUCGUGUUCCGCAUCCUGGUGCUGAGCACCGCCACAGAGAAGGUGUGGGGUGAUGAGCAGUCCGACUUUGUGUGCAACACCAACCAGCCGGGGUGUAAGAACGUGUGCUACGACCACGCCUUCCCCAUAUCACACGUCCGCUUCUGGGUGCUGCAGAUCAUCUCGGUGGCCACGCCAACCCUGGUGUACCUGGGCCACGUCCUCCACGUCAUCCAUGCUGAGCGCAAGGUGAGACUGAAGAUCCAGAGGCAGGCGGAGCUGGACGAGGACGCCCACCUGUUCCUGAAGAAGGGCUACAAGGUCCCCAAGUACAGCCACAGCAACGGCAAGAUCAACCUGCGGGGGAGCAUCCUGCGCAGCUACCUGCUCAACCUUGUGGCCAGGAUCCUGUUGGAGCUGGGCUUCAUCCUGGGCCAGUACUUCCUGUACGGCUUCACACUGCAGGCCCGCUACGUCUGCAGCAUGUCGCCCUGCCCGCACAAGGUGGACUGCUUCCUCUCCAGACCCACGGAGAAGUCCAUGUUCAUAUGGUUCAUGCUGGUGGUGGCCUGCGUGUCUCUCCUCCUCAGCAUUGUGGAGCUGCUUCAUCUGUGUGUGAAAGUGGCGGGCGAGUGCAUAGCUCGGAGGCAAGACUACACCGUCACCCCCGUCACCCCGCCGCUCAUGGAGAGGAAGGCCUUCAAGAACCGAGAGCAGAGGAUCCAGGACCAUUACAACCUGGAGCGCCAGGACAGCAGGGGGCCCGGGGCCGGCAUGGCCAAGGGGGGUGUGGGGGCGGGGCUGAACGGCGUGGCUAAAGGUUCAUGGUCUGAGGACAACAACACGGGGGAAGUCCACAUUUAGAAACUUGUGGAGGUCAAUAGAUGACAGCACUUUUUGCUGGUGUCAUUCUCUGGUCAUUUUCAUGAUUCAAUUUUAUUUCGGUCCCUAAUAGUAUUGUCAGAUCACUCUUUUAGUCUCAGGAUGCUGUUUGAUGUUAAGGGAUGACCUGUCCUAAUCUGGUAACUGAUUGGCUAAUACUUUGCCAGAAUAUUGGUUGUUGUUUGCCAGGUAUCAAAAUAUAUAAGUCAAUAUUUUGCAUUUCUGUGUGUAUAUCAUAACCUACUGGCUGAUAUACUGUAGAUCAAUAUACUGUAGGUCUUACAGACUUUUGAUUUUCAUAUCUGUAGUCUGUACACAUUACAAAAAUAAAUGUGAUUUAUUGGUU
Messenger RNA from Gadus macrocephalus (Pacific cod), 2658 nucleotides. RefSeq names its product gap junction Cx32.7 protein-like. The record is from RefSeq and is a predicted model, not a curated record. Gene Ontology annotation, cellular component: connexin complex. The coding region runs from base 1365 to 2294 and encodes 309 amino acids. NCBI's taxonomy places the organism in Eukaryota, Metazoa, Chordata, Actinopteri, Gadiformes, Gadidae. Gene Ontology annotation, biological process: cell communication. The transcript has 3 exons.